Penicillium cataractarum is the source of this 693-nucleotide messenger RNA. RefSeq names its product ribonuclease P subunit p20 family protein. Lineage: Eukaryota; Fungi; Ascomycota; Eurotiomycetes; Eurotiales; Aspergillaceae. Gene Ontology annotation, cellular component: nucleolar ribonuclease P complex; ribonuclease MRP complex. The record is from RefSeq and is a predicted model, not a curated record. The transcript has 2 exons. Bases 1 to 693 code for a protein of 230 amino acids. Gene Ontology annotation, biological process: tRNA 5'-leader removal; nuclear-transcribed mRNA catabolic process, RNase MRP-dependent; intronic box C/D snoRNA processing. Gene Ontology annotation, molecular function: RNA binding.
AUGGGGAACGGACCUUUGGAGCGACAGCUCCAAUUUGAGAAGAAGAACCAGAAUCUCGUCAAGCUCCCAAAAUACGCCAAGGUCGAGAAGCGGCCUAUUCCUCAUGCACCAGUUGCCUCCCCAUACGCUGGUGCCUCGGUGCCCAAGGUCGUCUACGUAUCCAGCGGCACGCCGUUCAUGAGUGCCGUAAAGCGCGUCCAGAAAUUACUCCGCCAGGCCGAGAAGCGCGCUACGGCUAAUAUCAGCCUUGAGGAUAGCCGAAAGACGGAACAACAGAAACUUGCGGAGCUUGCCAAGGUCGCUGAGAAGCGGGAAGAGGUGUUUGUGAAGGCUACCGGACGUGCGAUCGAGAAGGCACUGAACGUAGGAAAGUGGUUCGAGGAGAAAGAAGCCGAGUACACUGUCCGGGUGAAAACCGGCAGUGUAAUUGUUGUCGAUGAUGUCGUCGAGGAUGAAGAGAAGAAGGAGCGGGAGCUACAGAAACAACAGCGCCAGGCGGGAGUGCAACAAGACGGGCAGCGAGAUAGCCAAAAGAGCUCUGAAGGGAUCCCCGAUCCGCAAAAAGUUGCAUCAAGGAAUGCCGCGAAGAAAAAGACGAAGCGUCCGGCUUCUGCCAUAUCCGAAGACACCGAGCUUCCUGAGACCCGAACACGAUGGGUCAAGAUGGUCGAGGUGGCUGUUAGCCUCAAGUGA